CGGCUUCUUCGACAGUCGAUAAAACUGUCAUACUGAUAAGAAUGCGCACGAGUGUAUGAAACUCGACUUAUCAUUGUGUUGAAGACCUUUGUGCUUACAGUACGUGGUACUUAGCAUGUUGAAAUGAGUGCAAAAAGUAGGAAAUUGCUGCAAGUGAUAUCUGGGUGGGAGGCGGUCGAGUUAGUGUUUAGAUGCAUACUUGUAGGCAUAUGGCAAAUCAUACAGAUCAUAGUGAAAAGAAUGUGGAAAGGGCACCGGAGAAAACUAACCAAGAAUUUCCCACCGGUUGAACUUUCAGUGGAUUCGUCGAUAGGGACGCACUGCUAUAUCAAAAUAAUGGGGGUAAAAUAUCACUACGUAGAAAGCGGCCCCAAAAACGGCCCAGUGGUCCUCAUCCUGAGUGACGCGCCUGAAACCGAGGACCUUUGGGGCCCAACCUGGACCAGGGUGGUCAAGAGGCUGACAGAGAACGGUCACCAUGUGGUUACCCUGGACCUCCGAGGCACGGGAGGCAGUGAGGGAGGCAGCCGCAGUGACCUGUCCCCACCUAGAGCUGUGGAGGAGGUGUCAACAUUGAUGGAUGCCCUCGGCGUCACAGAAGACAGGCCUGCCAUUUUGAUCGGGUUUGGAGUUGGGGGAAUGCUCACUUGGUACUUGGCGCACUGCUACGGGCCGCUGAUCAGCAAGUUUGCGGUGGUCGGCGCACCGCACCCGAAUCUCUACUGGCAGUACCCGCCCGCUGCGUUUGCGCAGCAAGCGCUGCACUUUAUACAGUGGCCCCACUUCCCUGAGAGGUGGCUGGCUGAGGGCGAGUUCCAGGGCGGGGAAGAGGGACGCUGGACCAGCUCCCGCGCCUGCGACUGGACUGGCGCGCUCAACUACGUCAGAGGAGCAGCGUGGUGGCGCAUCAAGGAAGGCCACCGCAUCGACCCGCCUGGUUUACUUGUGGGAGCCCGCGACAGCGCUGCGCAGCUCGUGUCCAGUGCUCACUACUGCAGCAGUUCUACCCUAAGGCUGGUGUCCAAGCCAGACCCGUCUGAUAUCGAGCUGCCGGCUGCUAUGCUGGACUUCCUGAUCGCUACACCCAAAGAAAGGCCGAUAGAAGAGGUAACCUCCCGAGGUCUGGUGGGUCGAAUGCUUGGAGCAGUUGCCGGUCGUGGAAGAGAGCUAACUGCUAAGCUCGUUCUACCAGCGCAAGCGUAGUUGUUACGUCAUGCGCAAUCGUGGUAACUUCUUACAUUUUAUAUCGGUUCCAAGGUUGUUUAUUGUCUCUAGAACUAUUGAUCAGAAAGAAAGAAAACAUGUUUGUUGGGCCCCAC
Molecule: messenger RNA, 1319 nt
Organism: Ostrinia furnacalis (Asian corn borer)
Lineage: Eukaryota; Metazoa; Arthropoda; Insecta; Lepidoptera; Crambidae
Product: epoxide hydrolase 4
Exons: 6
Coding region: 124-1203 (359 amino acids)
Source: RefSeq, a predicted model, not a curated record